AUGGCAGAGACAACUGCCAUUUCCACUAAGCCCGUCCACACCAUUGUGUUGGAUGCUGGCCCGAUUCUUAAAAAUACCCCGCCGCUUUCCACCCUCCUCGCCCAGUGUGAAGAAAUUAUCACCACCCCCUCCGUGGUGGGCGAAAUUCGCGACCCGGAUGCCCGCGCUCGUGUGGAAACCCUCUACCUUCCCUUUUUGAAGCAGCGAUCUCCAACCCCGAAGAGCUUCAACAUCGUCAGCGAGUUUGCUCGCAAGACUGGUGACCGAUCUGUGCUGAGUAGAACCGAUAUCGAGGUCCUCGCGCUUGCAUAUGAGAUUGAAUGCGAAAAGAACGAGGGUGACUGGCGCUUGCGCAGUGUUCCUGGGCAAAAGAAGAUCAAUGGAAAACCGCCUGUCAAGGAGGCACCGACCGAGGCCGCGGCCGAAUCUGCGGACGUCGAAGCCAUUACCGAAGGCGUGAAGGAUACAACUGUCGCAGACGCCCAAGAAGCGCCCAAGGAGGAAGAGGCUACUGCGCCCGAAGAAACCGAGAACCUGCUCGAGGCUGCUGUUGAGAUUGCCGACGAAGAGGCCCAAGAGGAAGAUGAGGAAGCAAACGAUGAUGCUGCCGAUUCUGACGGCGGAGAAUGGAUCACUCCCUCGAACUAUAAGAAGAAACUGGCCGCAGAUGAGUCUGGAUCCGCGACUUUGACAGCUGCACCCAAAACAAUGCAGGUUGCGACAAUGACUACUGAUUUCGCCUGUCAAAACGUUCUUUUGCAAAUGAACCUCAACCUUCUGUCUACUACGACCCUCCAGAAAAUCCAACACCUGCGGACUUUCAUCAAGCGCUGCCAUGCUUGCUUCUUGACUACCAAGGAAAUGAACAAGCAGUUCUGCCCUCGCUGUGGCAAAGACACACUCACUCGUGUCUCCUGCACGACUACCGCCAACGGCGCAUUCACCAUGCACUUGAAGAAGAACAUGCAGUGGAACACGCGCGGUAACGUGUACAGCAUUCCCAAGCCCGUUGCCGGAACCUCGAACGGCAAGUGGAAGGGAGGUGGUGGCCAGCGAGGAUGGGGUCAGGAGCUCGUUCUUGCCGAAGACCAGAAGGAGUAUGUCCGCGCCAACACCGAAGAAGAGCGCCGACAGCGCCGGGAGCGUGAUCUCAUGGACCAAGACUACCUGCCUGGUAUCUUGACAGGUGAGCGCAACCGGACCGGUGGUCGUACCAAGGUCGGUGCUGGCCGCAAUGUCAACUCGCGGAAGCGCUGA
Penicillium salamii is the source of this 1257-nucleotide messenger RNA. The record is from the annotation of a GenBank genome assembly. NCBI's taxonomy places the organism in Eukaryota, Fungi, Ascomycota, Eurotiomycetes, Eurotiales, Aspergillaceae.